AUGUCCGAUCUCAGUAAUAUACUAAAGAUCAAAGAUAAGCCAAGCUUCAACAUCAAGUCCACCAUCUCUCAAGACCGGACCAACACUGAAAAGCAACAUCAGCUUUUACUCACUGCUCUAGAGCGACGCCCUAAAACCACGCAGCUGAAGGGAGGUCGCUUCGAAAAAGGUAUCGGCAAACGCGACAAGGGUGCGAGUAGCUCGAACUCGAUCGCCAAAAAUAGUCUUUCCUCCAUUCUCAACGUGCCGGACAAACCAAAGAUCGAGAUCCCAGACAAGGACGUAGAACUGGUUAUGGACCAAGCAGGCGUCUCAAGAAACGCAGCCAUCGAAGCACUUGAACAGAAUGAUGGCGAUAUUGUGAAUGCGAUUAUGAGUAUAUCGGUGUAA
Pestalotiopsis fici W106-1 is the source of this 390-nucleotide messenger RNA. RefSeq lists its product as uncharacterized. Lineage: Eukaryota; Fungi; Ascomycota; Sordariomycetes; Amphisphaeriales; Sporocadaceae. The record is from RefSeq and is a predicted model, not a curated record. The transcript is spliced from 2 exons. Bases 1 to 390 code for a protein of 129 amino acids. Gene Ontology annotation, cellular component: cytoplasm; nascent polypeptide-associated complex. Gene Ontology annotation, biological process: protein targeting to membrane.